Molecule: messenger RNA, 1524 nt
Organism: Exserohilum turcica Et28A
Lineage: Eukaryota; Fungi; Ascomycota; Dothideomycetes; Pleosporales; Pleosporaceae
Exons: 3
Coding region: 1-1524 (507 amino acids)
Biological process (GO): peptidyl-serine phosphorylation
Cellular component (GO): cAMP-dependent protein kinase complex; nucleus
Molecular function (GO): ATP binding; cAMP-dependent protein kinase activity
Source: RefSeq, a predicted model, not a curated record
AUGCCUACCCUGGGCUUCCUCAAGAAGAAGCGGACGAAGGACUCGAACGGCUCCAAGGACCUCGACUCGCCGACUUCGCCCAUCAAGGACGCCUCGGCCAUCACCUCGCCCGUCACCCCCACCGGCUCGCGCAAGUCGGGCUCCUUCCACCUGCACAAGACCAGGACCAGCGACUCGGCCAGCGCCCACAGCCAUCACCACCUCGCCGCCGACGCCAGCGCCGCCAACACAAACACCUCCGCCUCGUCCACUCCCCCGGCCUCGGCCGUCGCGCCUGCCGCCUCCCCCACCCCAGCCGACUCAAUGAACUCCGCCCACGCGCAACAGCAGCAGCAGCAGCAACCGCAGUACGCGGCCAACCCCCAAUCCGCCCCCCACCCGCCCUCGCGCAACACGCCCAGCAUACAGAACCUGAUACACCCCAACAACACGUCGUCGCACCAGUCGUCCGCUAAGAAUGGCGCCGUCCACUUCCAGACGCAGCCCCUCAACCAGGCCCGCGUCACAAAGGGCAAGUACUCGCUGACCGACUUCACCAUCCAGCGCACCCUCGGCACGGGCAGCUUCGGCCGCGUCCAUCUCGUCCAGUCCAAGCACAACCAGCGCUUCUAUGCCGUCAAGGUGCUCAAAAAGGCCCAGGUCGUCAAGAUGAAGCAGGUCGAGCACACCAACGACGAGCGCCGCAUGCUGCAGCAGGUCAAGCAUCCCUUCUUGAUUACCCUGUGGGGCACCUUUCAAGACUCCAAAAACCUCUACAUGGUCAUGGACUUUGUCGAGGGCGGCGAGCUCUUCAGCCUGCUGCGAAAGUCGCAGCGCUUCCCCAACCCAGUCGCAAAGUUCUACGCCGCCGAAGUCACGCUCGCGCUCGACUACCUGCACUCGCACAACAUCAUCUACCGCGACCUGAAGCCCGAGAAUCUGCUGCUCGACCGCCAUGGACACCUGAAAAUUACGGAUUUUGGUUUUGCCAAGGAGGUGCCCGACAUUACAUGGACGCUGUGUGGUACACCCGACUACUUGGCGCCCGAGGUGGUCGCAUCCAAGGGCUACAACAAGUCUGUUGACUGGUGGUCGCUCGGUAUCCUCAUCUUUGAAAUGUUGUGCGGAUUCACGCCCUUCUGGGACGGCGGCUCGCCCAUGAAAAUCUACGAAAACAUCCUCAAGUCGAGAGUCAAGUACCCGCCUUACAUCCACCCCGACGCGCACGACCUGUUGCAGAAGCUUAUCACGCCUGAUCUCACCAAGCGCUUGGGCAACUUGCACGGCGGCAGCAAAGACGUCAUGAACCACCCUUGGUUCGCCGAAGUCACUUGGGACCGGUUACAAAAGAAGGACAUUGAUGCUCCCUACGUUCCACCUGUGCGCGCGGGCGUCGGCGACGCUAGUCAAUUCGAUAAGUAUCCGGAAGAGACGGAGGCAUACGGUCAAGCAGGGGACGACCCGUGCGUGCAGAGUCCUCCUUACACUGUAGAUCAUAUUCUGACAUGUCCGAAUAGCCACGGACACCUGUUUCCCGACUUCUGA